Molecule: messenger RNA, 553 nt
Organism: Meloidogyne enterolobii
Lineage: Eukaryota; Metazoa; Nematoda; Chromadorea; Rhabditida; Meloidogynidae
Source: the annotation of a GenBank genome assembly
UAUUCAAUUGACAAUAAGAAACCCUAGCGAGUUGAAAAAGAACCUUGAGUUGAGUUGAAAAAUAACCCUUGUGCAGCAAAUACACACAUGAUUUGAAAAUUCGCGAAAAACCUACUUUAAAUUCAAAUCAUUUUAUCACUUAAAAAUUUAUAUAAAAAUGACGUCUGAUCAACAAAAUGGAAAAUCUCCAUUUUUGCCAAGAACAACGAUGGAUAACGAGGAAAACAAAAACAACACCAACAAGUUUAGGAGAACAAACAUUAAUUCUCUUUGUUCCUUCAAUUUCAAUCGGUUCCAUUAUUGUGUUUUGUUAUGCUGGCUGUUUGGAAUUUUCUUCGCAACCCAAAUGAUUUUUUCCGUAUUUUCAAAUUAUAUACCAAAAUGGAAAUGUUUAUCAAAUAAUACCACAAAUUUUGCUAGAAAUUGUACAAUAUAUCAACAAUGUCCAGAGAAUUUGAUACAAUUUGAAGAGAACAUACCUUUUCAUUCAGCGGCAAUGGAAUUUGGUUGGAUUUGUGGAGCUAAUGCAUAUAAUCGAGCUUUAUUUAGGUAA